Messenger RNA from Funneliformis mosseae, 1945 nucleotides. Lineage: Eukaryota; Fungi; Glomeromycota; Glomeromycetes; Glomerales; Glomeraceae. The record is from the annotation of a GenBank genome assembly.
AUGGAUCCAAAGACAUUUACGCUUCCUAAAUCUAAAGAGAUGCACAAGUACUUUUCGUCAGUUCCAUUUACAGCCUGUAAAAUCAUCGAAUUUCUGCGCCAGCUCGAUGUCGACCAAAAACUAAAGAGUUCCGAACAGAGAUUGAUCGAAAGAAGUUAUGUGAAACACUUCGAAUCAUUAAACAAGGACAAAACUCUCCCGCAAUUCGCUCGAGAUCACGCGAACAAACUGAUGAAAGAGCUACCCUCAAAGGAAAUCGUUUCAUUUUGGGAUUCGAUAGUAGAACGUGAAAAACGUCGCGCCGUCGAGGAACAUGAUUACAAGUUGCUUGAACAAGUUCGAAACAAACAUGUCGCAAUUGGUGGUGCUGAUGUUGUUAGAGUGCAAAAAGAAUAUAAGGUAGACGAAGAAUUAUUGGAAGCUUCUACAGAGAAAAAGCGAAAAGACGAGGAUGAAGUGACACCUUCACCACCCACAAAAAGGUCUAGAUCAUCGUACUCACCAUCUCCAUCUGAAGUGGAAGAAUUACCUUCGUUGACAAUUGAUUCAGUUUUUAAUGAGGAACCCAUUACACAGGCACGAGAAACUUCGGAAAAUAAGAUCAGAACAAUUAGUACCGCCAAUGAGAUGGAAGUGAAAUCAACCUGUAACGAUAAUGACGAAGAAUCAUCAUCGUCUCCUCCUAAUCAGGAACUUCCUUCGAUAAUUGUAAACGAGGAUGGGGAUAUCAUGACUGACACAGAAAUGAUGCGUGACAGAUAUCUAAGAAUACGUCGGGAUCUAUGUGACCAUUCUUCACAGAAGGAUUGGUUUAUUGAAGACUACAAUGUUUCAGAUGGAUUUCGCAAAUAUCAAAUUGAUAAUAUUGACAAAUUAGUGGUUGGCAGAACUUUUGACUUUUCAUCAAAUAGUGAGGCGAUCCUGUCCCUUCACAAUAUCAUGUUCAUUGAUUCAACAACAAUGAGAAAACCUUCGUACUUAGAUAUAGAUGAUGACCGAAAAUGGCGUAUUUCUAUACGUCAGCCAAAGCAACAAAUUCCACCCAAUUUCCUUGGAGAAAUAAUGGACGAAUAUGAAGCGGAGAUAAAUGAUAUAGAUGAACUUCGUUCCAAGUUCUAUGAUAUGUGGGUGAAAUAUCGUGACAAAGUCAUUUAUUCAGAUAAUGAGAGGCGUUUGUUUGAAGCUAUCCAAGCAGUUUCGCGUGCAUUCUUUGAAAGGAUGCACAUGUAUCCAGAUUCAAGGAACAAAAACGAGGAUACGUUUGUACAUGACUAUGUACAUGACGCUUUUAAAGAAAUGUUCCGUGAUCCGAAUUAUGAGAUUAUUUGGGCAAAUACUGAAAGUCUAUCUUCAAGAGAGCACCGAGCGACUUACGGACGUUCCAAAGGCAGAAAACCGGACAUUACAAUAUAUCGAGUUAUGAAAAAAGACGAUAAAGAAGAAACAUGUAAAGUUGAACGUGAAGAAACAUGUUUCGUAGAAGCCAAACAUCUCUCAGUCACGAGAAAUAGCAAAAUUGGAGGCUACAAUCGUUAUAAAGUAGCCAUCCUUUGCCAGGGGGGCAUCAACAGAAUAAUUUCUUCACGUGGAAACAUACCAAAACUUAAGUCCUUCGGAGGACAUAUUUGUGAGGGUUAUAUCUAUUUGGGAAUGAUGGAUCUAGAGUAUGACGGGAUCUACCGAUACUUUCAACUCUCCGAAAUUAAACUCGCUCAAAAACUUUCUGAGUUUAACCUCGUGAGAAAGUUAAUUGUAGAAACAUUUUAUUUCAAGUGUCGAAUUGAUAGUCUUUAUUCUAGUGAAAAUAAUGAGAGUUUAUCUGACAAUGUUUCUUGCCAUAAUGGAUUCUCCCGUAAUCCAACAAUCUCACCAAAGGCACGUAGAAGUACGAUGAUUCCAGUUGUUAGCUUGAUUAAAAAAACUACUGAAACCAAUAAUCGUAAAA